AUUGACAGCUUAAAAUAAAAAACAGAACAGAGACAACAUAAUCAUACUCUGCGGGACAGAUCAUAGUCUGACCGAAAAAAGACGCAGAGGAAAAUUGUUUUGCUCCUGUUGUCUACAACACGUGGAGCAUUAAGGAUAUGAACCUUGUUCACCCAACUGACUCACCUGAGAUUGAGAGCAGUAAAUGACUUGCAACAGAAAGUUAAACUCAAACUUUUGUUUUAUACUCAAACAGCACGAGAUAUUAUGUUCUCUAGUUGAGAAAUAUGACGAUUUCUUGGAGGAAGUGUGUCUUCCUAGUGUGGGCUUUAUGUGUAAGUGUUACUAUAACCAUGAUUAUGUAUGGACAAUACUAUGACCUGGACUUCUUCCACGACAGACUUCCGAACAGUCAAGACACAGAGUUUGAUAGCAUUUGGACUUGCGAUGAAGAGCUUUGGGACAACACCACAGCAACUGGGGAAGAGAAGCUGGAGGGUUUGUGUCCUCUGAGAAAAGCAGUGAAGAAGGACGACUUCCUCAGACUACGCUUUAACUUUAAAGUGCCUGUGCUGCAGUGGGCUGGGAGCUUCAGCCAUUCCGAGUGGGGGCGAUUGGAGACGUAUAUGCCCCCCUACGGCUGGAAAGGCCUGCCCCAGGACCUUGUGAGAUCCACUUUGGCCCUGCUCAACGACUCGUCCAGCAGCCGCCUGUUUGAGCGCAGGUGGCCUGAUCAGUGUGUCCGCUGUGCUGUGGUGGGAAAUGGAGGCAUCCUUCGAGGCUCCAAACAAGGCAGGGCCAUCGACAGUCACCACUUUGUCUUCAGGGUCAAUGGGGCAAUCACCAAGCACUUUGAGGAGGACGUGGGCACAAAGACAUCUUUCUAUGGGUUCACCACAAAUACUAUGAAGAAUUCCCUAAAUUCUUACAGAAAAGAUGGCUUCACCAUGGUCCCACAGGGACAGAGAGUCCGAUAUAUCUUCAUUCCGUCCAACGAACGUGACUAUGUGAUGAUGUCAGCUGCUAUCCAGGGUCUCACUGUCACCUCCGGUCAUGACAAGGGGGACUGGCCCUCUCAAUACUUUGGAUUUAAGCCACCAGUUAAGCACUUUAAAAUGCUUCAUCCAGAUUUUGUUACAUAUGUAACGCAAAGGUUUCUGAAGUCUCCCCUGCUGAAGUACAGUCAGCUCUACAUGCCCAGCACUGGUGCUCUGAUGCUUCUGACCGCCCUGCACAUGUGUGACCAGGUGUCUGCCUAUGGUUUCAUCACAAAAAACUUUGCAGACUUCUCUGACCACUACUAUGAUGCUGUGAUGCUGCCCCUGCGCUUCUAUGCCAACCACGACAUGCAGAUGGAGAGCUGGCUGUGGGAGGUACUGCAUGCACGAAAAGUAAUGUCACUGUACAAGAGGACAAAAGUAAAAUGAUGGACACUCAAUUGUAUUUUCAUGUGAAAAGCCUUCCUUGAAAUGCUGUUAACUCCUGUGUUUGCCAUGGAGGUAGUCCCUCUGAAGGAGUGGCUGCUGGAGUUGUGUAGCGUCCUUUGUCAUUAGUCUCACAGCAACAUUAAAGGCCUUUGACGGUGUAAAGCCAAGCUCAGGUGUUCCAAGCGUCUGUUUGUGGGAUCGGGCCUUCUUUGAUCAUUUGAACAACCCUUAUCUUCUCUGUGAAGGCAGGUGCAGGGAGCCGAGACUAUAGUCUCUCGGUCAUUCCUCUUUCUCAUUUUCCUGCAAUGCCUAUUCUCAUUAGAAACUGUCGGGUUUGACUGGGACUUACAAUGAAAGCAUUCACAUUAUGAAGCCAGCAGUCCAUUCAUGCCAACC
This is a messenger RNA of Oncorhynchus tshawytscha (Chinook salmon), 1802 nucleotides long. RefSeq names its product alpha-N-acetylgalactosaminide alpha-2,6-sialyltransferase 2-like. The record is from RefSeq and is a predicted model, not a curated record. NCBI's taxonomy places the organism in Eukaryota, Metazoa, Chordata, Actinopteri, Salmoniformes, Salmonidae. Gene Ontology annotation, molecular function: sialyltransferase activity. The coding region runs from base 267 to 1406 and encodes 379 amino acids. The transcript is spliced from 9 exons.